Lotus japonicus is the source of this 3869-nucleotide messenger RNA. RefSeq names its product ethylene-overproduction protein 1-like. The coding region runs from base 754 to 3525 and encodes 923 amino acids. Gene Ontology annotation, biological process: negative regulation of ethylene-activated signaling pathway. Lineage: Eukaryota; Viridiplantae; Streptophyta; Magnoliopsida; Fabales; Fabaceae. The record is from RefSeq and is a predicted model, not a curated record. Gene Ontology annotation, molecular function: protein binding. The transcript has 4 exons.
GCUAUUAAAAAAGAAAUCAUUCUCAAUUUAGGUGCGUUUUGCUUUGGUGAUGAUAGAACAGUUAAUUUAUCCAUGACUCUUUUGUCCUACUUUCUUUAUACAAUAAAAAGAAAAAGGAAAUAAAAUGAUAUCAUGGAACCAGUUGACCAGAUUAGCAAGCUGCUGGUAUCCCAAAUUGGAGUGGUUCUUCUGAAGGAUCUGUGACUCUCUCUCUCUCUCUCUCUCGUGAGGUCUCAAAUGCAGUUGUUAAUGGCAUUGGCUAAGCAUAUAGUAGAUCAGUUAUGUGGGUUUAUUUAUUUAUUCUGUAGACACACUAGCCUUUCAUUCUGAGUGUGUUGUCUGUUGAUUACAAUUCUUUGAUUCUAAAAAACACACAUAUCCAAACCCUGAAAUUCUCACUACUUUUUUUCAUCAAAAAAUAGAAGAUGCCAAGUUCAGUUUAGCUCAUUGGUCUGCAUCAUCAUCUUUCUCUUCCCUCCAAAGUCCAAACCACUCUGUAAAAACACUAGUACCUAGAAAAAAGAAUAAACCUUUUCUCUUCCCUCCAAACUGUGCAGGACCUAAUCUACAACAACAAACCCACUCCUCUAUCUCUUUCUCUGGUACAACCUGAUGGGUUUUGGCAACAACAAGUACAAAAUGAGAUUCCUUUCCUCAAAUGUUAACACCCCAAGUUUAUGGGCUUUCAAAGUUCACAACCUUAGCACAAAGGGUUGAAGAAACUUGAAAGGAAAGUAGAUAAAAUCAUCAGAAAUGCGUGGUUUAAAGCUCCCUGAACGUUUCAAGAGCACCCAAGUUCACGCUCUGAGUUCUUCAUCAUCAGAAACCAAUGGUGGGACUAGCAGCAAAGGCAUAGUAACCGCCACAAAACCUCACAACAUUAGCAGACACAGAAUCUGGUCAAAACCCAAAUCCAGCACCAACAAAUCAACCUCAGCAUUUGCAAACCUUGUCCCUCUUCACCUUCCUUCCACCGACACCAUUGAACCAUUCCUAGAAUCUCACCUCAAACCCAUCAAUCCCAUAGAGACCUUAGCAGAACUCUAUCAUCGCAUAGAGUGCUGCUCACAGUCCGAGAAAGCUUCACUCUAUGUGGAACAGUUCUCUCUCUUGCACGGCCUCGGUGACCAGAAGAUUCUCCGAAGAUGUCUCAGGACAGCGCGACAGAACGCUGAGGAUGUGUUGUCAAAGGUAGUGUUGUCUGCGUGGUUGCGGUUUGAGAGGAGGGAUGAUGAGCUUGUUGGUGUUUCUUCAAUGGAGUGUGGUGGGUAUGUUCUUGAAUGCCCAGAGAAGAAUUUGGAACAUGGGUUUAGUCUCUGUUCGAUUGAUGAUCGCUGUGAGUGUCAGCAAGAGCCAAAAGAGGAAAGUGUAAAUGAGAAUCUGUGGUUGCUUGGUGAGGAAAGUGAUGUUUUGUUUUCUGUUGGGAAUGAAGAAAUCAAUUGUGUUAGGUGCAGAAUUGCUGCACUUUCAGACCCAUUAAAUGCCAUGCUUUAUGGUGGUUUUGCAGAGUCCCAAAUGGGGAAGAUUGAUUUCUCAGGAAAUGGGAUAACCCCAGAGGGAAUGAAGGCAGUGGAAUUUUACAGCAGGACCAAAAGAUUGGACCUUCUCUCUCCCAUGACUGUUUUGGAGCUUUUGUCCUUUGCCAAUAGGUUUUGUUGUGAGGAAAUGAAGUCUUCCUGUGAUGCCCAUUUGGCUUCAAUUGUUGUAAAUAUUGAAGAUGCAUUGGUACUUAUUGAGUAUGGAUUGGAAGAGAGAGCCACUCUUCUUGUAGGCUCUUGCUUACAGAUGAUGCUAAGAGAGCUUCCUAAUUCUCUGUAUAAUCCAAAAGUGGUAAAAUUGUUCUGUAGUUCUGAGGCAAAGGAAAGGUUGGCUAUGGUGGGGUGUGCUUCUUUCUUAUUAUACUAUUUCCUGAGCCAGGUUGCUAUGGAGGAAAGCAUGGUUUCUAAAACUACAAUGAUGUUAUUGGAGAGAUUAGGGGAGUGUGCUAGAGAAAAGUGGCAGAAAGCCCUUGCUUUUCAUCAAUUGGGGUGUGUGUUGCUUGAAAGGAAAGAAUAUAAAGAUGCUCAGCAUUGUUUUGAGGAAGCAGUUGAGGCAGGUCAUGUUUAUUCCAUGGCUGGUGUGGCCAGAACCAAGCACAAGCAGGGUCAACCUUAUUCAGCUUAUAAGUUAAUUAGUUCUCUCAUAUUUGAGUAUAAACCAGCUGGGUGGAUGUAUCAGGAGAGAGCAUUGUAUAAUAUGGGUAGGGAAAAGAGUUUUGAUUUGGAUGUUGCCACUGAAUUGGAUCCCUCCCUUUCCUUUCCAUAUAAAUAUAGAGCCCUGGCAAAGGUGGAGGAGAAGAAGGUAAAAGAAGGAGUCAUGGAGCUAGAUAAGUUUAUUGGGUUUAAGCUCUCCCCUGAUUGCCUUGAAUUGAGGGCUUGGUUGUAUAUUGCACUUGGGGAUUAUGACAGUGCCGUGAGAGACAUUCGCGCGUUGUUAACCAUAGAGCCAAAUUACAUAACUUUACAUGGGAGGAUCAAAGGGGAAUGCUUGGUCCAACUUCUAAGCCGUGGAAUUCAGAAGAGUCAGGCUGAAUGCUGGAUGCAAUUAUACCAACAAUGGUCUUCUGUAGAUGAUGUUGGUUCUUUGGCUAUUAUACAUGAGAUGCUAGAGAAAGAGCCUGGAAAGAGCGUGCUCGAGUUUCGUCAAUCUCUACUCCUAUUGAGGUUAAACUGUCAAAAGGCUGCGAUGCGCAGUUUGAGGAUGGCCAGAAACCAUUCUAGCUCAAUGCAAGAAAGUCUAAUUUAUGAAGGAUGGAUUCUAUACGACACCGGUAAUCGUGAAGAAGCUCUUACAAGGGCUGACAGAUCCAUUACAAUUCAGAGAACGUUUGAAGCUUUUUUCCUAAAAGCAUAUGUGUUAGCAGAUUCUAGUCUAGACCCUGAAUCUUCUUCUUAUGUUAUCCAGCUUCUGAAAGAAGCACUUAAAUGUCCUUCAGAUGGUCUUCGCAAAGGACAAGCACUGAAUAACUUGGGGAGUAUAUAUGUGGAUUGCGGUAAACUAGAACUUGCAAAGGAAUGCUACAACAACGCGCUUGCAAUUAGGCACACCAGAGCUCAUCAGGGUCUGGCAAGAGUUUAUCAUCAGAAAAGUCAAAGAAAAGCUGCAUAUGAUGAGAUGACCAAGCUAAUUGAGAAGGCGGAGAGUAAUGCUUCAGCAUAUGAAAAACGAUCAGAAUACUGUGACCGUGAGAUCGCAAAGGCCGAUCUUGAUGUUGCAACACAACUUGAUCCUUUAAGGACAUACCCUUAUAGAUACAGGGCAGCAGUGAUGAUGGAUGAGCAAAAGGAAACUGAAGCUGUAGAGGAACUCACAAAGGCCAUAAAAUUCAAGCCUGACGUGCAAAUGCUUCAUCUGCGAGCAGCAUUUUACGAGUCAAUGGGAGACCUAUCCUCUGCUAUCCAAGACUGUCAGGCAGCUCUUUGCUUAGACCCCAACCAUGCUGGCACACUUGACCUGUAUCAAAGGACACGCAAAUUGAACAUCUAAUCUUAAACUAUAUGUGCAUUAGAGAAAAAAAAAAAGUGGUGGUUUCGGUAAGAGAGUUUUGGGAGCAUCCCCAAGGACUGUGGAAAAGGAAAAGAAACGCACGAAGCAAUACUUGUUUGGAUGAAACAAGAAAAAUAUGGAUAAUAGAGAUUGAGUUGUGUUUAUACAUUAUAUCAUCAAAUAGGGAGGGUGAUUCAGGUGUAAAUCAAAAGAGUAUCAUAGCAGUAACACCAUUGAUAUUAUAUAGAUUCUUGUGAGCCAUGGACACAGAAUGUCUUGCACUAUUUACACUUCCUCUUGUACAGAUACAGGGUUAUAAAACAGAUUGAUACCUCUUGUUUUCA